AUGCCCAGGAAAAGAAAGCUGUUGGCUCAGUUAAGUGCUCUUCAAAACAACUCCAGCAUCCCUCAGAUUGAUGCCUUGGGCAACCCAAACGCUACACCUGGUGGAGAUUCUUCUCCAAAAAGCAGCAAAUAUUUUGUGACAGAGAACAAAACUUCUUCUCAGCUACAAGCAGAAUUUUUCAACCAGCCAUGUGUUAGUCUGGCCAAGUCCUUUCUGGGACAGAUUUUAGUCCGCAAACUUCCUGAUGGCAGAGAACUCUGGGGCAGGAUUGUUGAAACAGAAGCUUAUCUGGGUGGGGAAGAUGAAGCUUCCCACUCGAGAGGUGGGAAGCAAACUCAGCGGAACGCAGCAAUGUUCAUGAAACCAGGAACUCUGUACGUGUACCAGAUCUAUGGCAUUUAUUUCUGCAUCAAUGUCUCCAGCCAAGGGGAAGGGGCUGCAGUGCUCCUGCGCUCCUUGGAGCCUCUUCAGGGCUUGGAUGCGAUGAGGGAGCUGCGCAGAACCUCCAGGAAAGCACCCACCAAGCUGCUGAAGGACUGGCAGCUCUGCAAUGGGCCCUCCAAGCUCUGCCAGGCGUUUGGCAUCGAUAAGGCUUUUGACCAAAGGGACCUGACUCAGGAUGCUGCCAUCUGGAUGGUCCCUGGCCAGGACCCACCGGGGGAGCAGGAUGUGGUGGUCACCACAAGGAUUGGUAUUGGCAACACGGGAGAGUGGGCACAGAAACCACUCAGGUUUUACUUACGAGGGAACAGAUUUGUGAGUGUUAUAGACAAGAAAAGAGAGAGAGAGAUGGCAGCAACGGGACAAUUCUUUUGUAGCUGA
Acanthisitta chloris (rifleman) is the source of this 822-nucleotide messenger RNA. RefSeq names its product N-methylpurine-DNA glycosylase (gene MPG). Gene Ontology annotation, molecular function: alkylbase DNA N-glycosylase activity; DNA binding. The record is from RefSeq and is a predicted model, not a curated record. Gene Ontology annotation, biological process: base-excision repair. The transcript is spliced from 3 exons. NCBI's taxonomy places the organism in Eukaryota, Metazoa, Chordata, Aves, Passeriformes, Acanthisittidae. The coding region runs from base 1 to 822 and encodes 273 amino acids.